This is a messenger RNA of Nerophis lumbriciformis (worm pipefish), 1630 nucleotides long. RefSeq names its product vesicle-associated membrane protein 4 (gene vamp4). Gene Ontology annotation, cellular component: membrane; trans-Golgi network; SNARE complex. NCBI's taxonomy places the organism in Eukaryota, Metazoa, Chordata, Actinopteri, Syngnathiformes, Syngnathidae. The record is from RefSeq and is a predicted model, not a curated record. Gene Ontology annotation, biological process: vesicle-mediated transport; SNARE complex assembly; Golgi ribbon formation.
CUUCCUGAUCACGUGACCAGACGCUAGCUAGAGCGGCGGAAAGGUGGGCAAACAUCUACAAUCAUGGUCCCCUUCUUGACGUCUCAUCCUCCGGGUAGAGUUUGGUGAAACCUCGCAGCUUUUUCAAAGAAGCUCUUACGUUGACGCCACAGCUGACUUCUCUUCUCUUCGUUUUCUGGAAAGUUGCUCUCUCUGAAAGUCCACUUUUCCAGUUGCCGUGCCAGAAUUGGACGCGUGGAGAAAGCCACAGUUUCAAAACUGAACUCGAUUCAAUGCAGAGGGAGCCUGAACGGGAGGAGCAGAUCAACACAGAUAUGCCCCCGAAGUUUAAACGACACCUCAAUGACGACGAGGUCACGGGAUCCAUUCGCAGCGAGAGGAGGAACCUGCUUGAGGAAGAGUCUGAUGAGGAGGAAGACUUUUUCCUGCGGGGGCCAACAGGACCCAAAUUUGGACCCCAGAAUGACAAACUCAAACAUGUGCAGUCGCAGGUGGACGAGGUGAUCGAUGUGAUGCAGGAGAACAUCUCCAAAGUGAUAGAGAGGGGCGAGCGUCUCGACGACCUGCAGGACAAGUCAGAAAGCCUAUCAGACAACGCAUCAGCUUUCAGCAGCCGAGCCAAACAGCUGCACAGGAGGAUGUGGUGGCGGGACAUGAAGAUGAAGAUGAUCAUCGCUCUGGUUGUGUUGGGUCUCCUGCUCAUUAUCAUCAUUCCAGUGAUUAUGCGAUAUCGCUAGUGUCUUGAGGAGGAGGAUGACGGAUGAUACUUCUCCCUCUUCACCUUUGGGAUCUCGGCGCACGGUUCUUCUCUCCAGCUCAGGCUGUGCCAACCAACCAAGCAGUCUUCACCCCUCAUCAUUAUAUGAAUUAUUAAACAUCAUAGCAGCCUAAAUCAAUGGACCAUCCAACAACAAAGAGGAAGGUCAUUCACUGUCUGCCAUCCCUACAUUGCAGUCUUAAGUAUUUUAGCUACGACUGCCUAACAGAAGAGCACGGACACUACUGACUAUAGAACAAAAAUACAGUUUGAACUUGAAUCAUUGUCUGCGACAGCCAUCUUGUACUAUUUAUUAGGCCUGGAGAUGUACCUCAGACGUCUGCCCGUGAGUCUGCACGUGAAUGCUCUCUCUCAAGUGGGAUGCAUGGUGAGCACGUGCACGUUCCUUUGCACAAAAGCGAUUGAGCGUCUGAGGUGCAUCUUCUCUCUGCCCAGACCCGCCCAUCCCAAAUGUCCGCCAUCGUCCUCCUUAGACGGUAAGCAGGGCUGCGUCAAAACCAAAACCUCCAGGUUAAGAAUGUCUCCUUGUCCCACUUGCUGCAGAUGGUUGAGUUUAGUCCAGUAGUGAUUCUAGAGGUCUUUGUUUAGUCUCUUAUCAUUUCUGCUGGUAAAAUGUGAUGUAUGUAAGGUGCGGGACUCUUCACCUCCUUCUGAUCUUUGCAUUCCACGGGUCAUGUUGCGAGGAAUUUUCAAUUUCAAGCUGUGAAUUGGAACUCCACCUUGCCAUGUUAUUGCUCUUAAUUUAUUUGAAGCUGUAAAUAUUGAUUCUGUAACACGACACAAUGCUUUGGCAUUCCAACCCUUAGUUUUUUUUCUGCCCCCUUUUCCUGAAAUAAAGUGCUUUUAAAGGUC